Molecule: messenger RNA, 1059 nt
Organism: Closterium sp. Yama58-4
Lineage: Eukaryota; Viridiplantae; Streptophyta; Zygnematophyceae; Desmidiales; Closteriaceae
Source: the annotation of a GenBank genome assembly
AUGACCGCCGCCUCCAUCCCAACCGCCUUCAGCGAAUGCCUUCUCUCACGCCGCCCCCUUAGCCCUCACGCGCCUCCGCGCCGCAGCGCCCACGCCAAGCCGUUCCCCACCCCCGCGUUCACCCCGUCCCCGCCCGCCAGACUCCUCUCGAAUCCCCGUGCCGUCUGCAGACCGCCGCGCGCUGACCCUGCUGCCGCACCGCGCGCACAAUCAUCGUCGCGCGACGAUCUCGAGGGACGACCGCAGCGUGACACGUGUCUAUCCCGCCGUGACGCCCUCCUUUCCCUCGCGCUGCUCACCCCCUCCCUCUCCGCCGCCGCGCUCCUCUCCCCGUCACCGUCCCUCGCCGCGUCGCCGGCGGCCCCCGACACGACCGUGACGCACCGCGCGUUCCUCGAUUUCGCCGUGUGCCCCACGGCCGUGCGACUCGACCGCACGCUGGGCGACGACGCGCUCAUCUGCGCCGACGGCGAGCCGCUCGGGCGCGUCGUGCUGGGGCUGUACGGGCGCGCGGCGCCGGACACGGUGGCGCAGUUCGUGCGCAUGGUGGCGGGCGACGCGGGGUCGACGUACAAGGGGAGCGUGAUCCACCGCUCGCUGCCCGGGCAGUACGUGCAGGCGGGCCACCAGGGGCAGGUGGCGCGCGGGGACGUCGCUCCGCCCACGCUGCUUCCGCCGAACCGCGACACGGUGGCGGCGGCGUCGUUCGCGCUGAGCCACCUGCGGCCCGGCACGCUGUCCCUGUGCGUGGGGGAGAACAACGACGAUGAGCGCGUGCGCGCCCGCAGCAACUACCGCAACGUGGAGUUCCUCAUCACCACGGGCCCUGGCCCCGCCACGCAGCUGGACGGCGACAACAUUGUGUUUGGCACCGUGCUGGAAGGCAUGGAGGUGGUGGCAGCCGUGGCGGCGGUGCCGACUUUCCAGCCCAGCGAGCGCAUCCGCCAGUUCAACGAUUUUGCUGCUCUGCUGGGGGACGACCGCGCUGCCAAGGGCCGCGGCACGUGGAACAGACCUCUUAAAGCCAUCGUCAUCCAGGACUGUGGGCUGCUGGAGUGA